Suillus clintonianus is the source of this 2195-nucleotide messenger RNA. RefSeq lists its product as uncharacterized. Bases 1 to 2085 code for a protein of 694 amino acids. The transcript has 5 exons. NCBI's taxonomy places the organism in Eukaryota, Fungi, Basidiomycota, Agaricomycetes, Boletales, Suillaceae. The record is from RefSeq and is a predicted model, not a curated record.
AUGUCUCCUCGUGCGAGCCAGAAGAAAUCAAAGCGUAAAGCUGUAGAUUCUGAUGGUCAAGCAAAUUCUGCAAAGAAGUCGCGUGCUGGGGCCAAGGCAUCCGUGGUGUUGCAAGAGCCAAUUUCUGCAGACAAACCGUCAGUUCGACGUUCUGGACGUUCUGGCGCAGGAAAAGGAGGUAGGGUUGAGCAACUCGAAAAAAUCGGUGCUCUCUUGGAUGCCCCGGCACGGACUACUCAGCCCAAGGGCUCCACCUCCCUUGACAUCGAUGUACCAACCAAUCCUCUGGCACCUGAACCACCUCGUAAGGGUCGUGGUAAUCGCACAAAGGCAGGUCUGUUUAUGUUGGUGUUAGAUAUUAAUAUUGAACAUCGACAGAAACCCCCUCCACCAUAUACCGUCUCGGAAACAGUGGAGGAUCCUGCAACUUCUAAAACAGGGGGAAAGAAAGGUACUAGUAAGGCAACAAAGAAAGACUUGGAUGUAUCGAAUAUGCAUCCCGCUUUUUCUCACCGCCAAUCUGGUAGCCGGUUUGGCUUUGCGCAGCCCAUCGUCCCUCCUGGCACGGAACCUGACCUACAAGUACUCAACAAUCCAUAUGUAGCGGCCGCCAGUGAACAUCGUGCUCGGUUAGCCUCCCUGGAUCCCACUACACGUCUUCCACCCACUACCGUCACCUCUGGAAACAAUGAUUCGGCGCAACCAGCACCUUCACAAGCCACGUUGGUUAUGCGUCAAUCUGACGCUACGUUCUACAAGAACCUCGACCCUGCUCUGAUGUCAGCUGGAGAUGUACAUUCGGGAGCGGGAGAUACGGGAUCCCGGAGUUCAGAGGCAUCCACUGACGACAAUGAUGACGAUGGAGGCCAUGCUGACGAUGAUGAAGAGGAGGAGGAAGAUGAUGUCGAAGAUCAAGAAGUUAGCUGGGGAGCAGCGCAUGGGCGCCUUACUGCGCAUCCUGGUUUUUCGAAGGAAGUCGAACCAUCACAACCUCGCGUCACCACUGCUCUUCCAACCGAUUUCGAGUUUCAAUACUCACGCGAUGAGGAUGAAAACAUGGCCGAGAAUAAUUUGGCAACUGAUGUGUCCAGUGACGAUGAGAAGCCCGCGGAGCAUACUGACGAUGUUCUGCAGGUUCACCACAAGCGAAACGGACACCCCCAUCUGCCUGAUCCUGCCGUCCUCGAGCUUUUGCGUCAGGCCGAGACCAAACCUCUCGAUUCAAAUAUCAAAGCUCGUAAGGUAUCAGCCAAGAUAGCAGGUGAAGGGCCCAAGGCCACGCAGCUGAGUUGGUAUGGUCCUCGUUGGAAGAAGUUUCUCGAGGACACGAAGGGAGAGUGCCGUGUCGAGCAUGCGAUAGAGGAUCCGUUCCCGACCUUCGUUGAUGGCUUGUCGGGAAGCGUUUACGAGGUCCUUACAGCUUCGCUUGUACAAUGGCUUGAAAGCGGCCAACAAGUCGAAGGCGAUAUUUGGCCCGAUCACAAGCCCGACAUGGCCAAGCUUCUGUUUGAAGAUCUAUCUACAUGGCGCUCGGACCUCAAGAAAAUCGCUAUCAGUAUCGCACCCUCUAUGUAUGACAUAAUCCCACCAUCUCAUAUCCCCCCCCAAGAACGUGCUUCGUGGGUCCAAGAAUGCGCUGCAACCUUACUCGAAGGAUCUCUUUUUUUGCGCAAUGGUGUAGAUAGUCUCGGGAAAACUCAAAAUGUUGCUCACCCUGCGCUCCGCGAAGCCACUAUUUCGUUCUUUUACACUGGAUCCUAUCGUGUCGCCCGCAGGAGACCAGAUAUUUUCCGUGAGCAGCUACCACUGGAAUGCUUAGCUUUGGUUUGCACAGCGUUCAAUUGCGUCCUCGAUGGUUUAGUCAAGAACGGUAACGGAAAGACAUACCCGAACUUUUCUUCCAAGGAGUAUAAGGCUAUCUAUACCAAGAUGGUCAAGCUACUCAACGAUAUCAAGGAGCACCCUUAUCACGGACCAAAGCUCGCAAAACAACUUCGUUUAUGGUCUGCGUCCGGAUGGCAAGGUUUUUUUUUGUUCGAGUUUUUCAACGCUAAUCUUUGUUUCACGCAGGGCGGAGUCCUUUAAGGUCGACGGCAGUGAUCUUUCGAAGCAUCAUCAUCUUCAAGUCCUGCUCGAUUGAGCGCUUAGGUUCUUGGCGCCGCAUAGUACAGGUUUUAUUUUACCGUGAAUCGAGC